AUGAUCAGGGCAAACGAUAUUUCAAUUACGCCGAUAGCUUUCACCGUUCGCUACAUAUUGCGCCAUAUUCAAACAGAUUACAACUGUGAAUGUGAUGCCCUCUCUAUUGUCAGUUUAUUUUACUGCUUCAUCUCAACCAAGAAACUCCCUGAUUCUCAAACUCGCCAAAAGCAAGCUGCAGCAAAUCACCCACAAGCAACAUACGCUUUUAAACCUACAAAACCGGCAACAUCUUCAGAGACCCUCGAGGACUAUAUCAGUAAAUCCUCACCAAGCCAAGCAGUCCCCGAUACCGGCAAAAUGUGCGAGCAAGUCAGAACAGUCCGCUGCUGCACCACCUGCAGACAGUACAAGAGCGAAAUCAUCCGCAACAUCAACUGCGACAAGGUCUCCAUCCACAAGCUCGGACUCUGCCGCAACGGGAUGAGCUACCGCAGCGUUACCGAACCGAUCGAGUGCAUUGAAUGCCACACCAAGCGCGUGCGAGAAGUCGAGGCGGAUAGAAGGAGGCGGUGGCUCGCGGCGUGGCCUGAGGCUGAGCCGGAGGUUGAGAACGAGAAAAAGGAUGAGGAGAAGGAGGAGAAAGAGGACGAUGGUGCUAGUGUGGCGACGGAUGAUAUGACGGUGAAUAGUGAGGAGUCCUGGAAUGUUGUUUGA
Messenger RNA from Fusarium fujikuroi IMI 58289, 657 nucleotides. RefSeq lists its product as uncharacterized. The coding region runs from base 1 to 657 and encodes 218 amino acids. The transcript has 2 exons. The record is from RefSeq and is a predicted model, not a curated record. NCBI's taxonomy places the organism in Eukaryota, Fungi, Ascomycota, Sordariomycetes, Hypocreales, Nectriaceae.